AACAUGGAGAUACUGUGGAAUGAGAAAUUUUGGUUUCCCAAGGGAGUGACAUGGAAAGAUAUGCAGAAUGUGGACCCCAAAGUGUAUAUUCCACAGAUUGAGGAUAUAGGAAUCUUCUCCAUUGUUGUCGGGCUCGUGCUACUGAUCACUAGAUUCCUAACGGAGAGGUUAAUAGUGAUUCCUCUGGCAAAAUGUCUGGGAGUAAAAGUCAGAAAGAACGUCCAACUGACAAAUAUUCCAGAGUUAGAACAGCUAUACAAAAGAAAGAAAAAUGAUGCCAGAUCUAUAAAGGAAGUUGCAAAAAAGACUGAUUUAUCAGAAAGGCAGGUUCAUCACUGGCUGCGGAAACGGGCUAAGAAAGACAGCCCGAGUACCAUGCAGAAGUUCACUGAGUGCAGCUACCAUUUUAUGUUCUACUGUACCAUGUUUGUGUAUGGACUCUACAUACUAUGGGAUAAAUCCUGGUUUUGGGAAACAAAGUAUUGCUGGAUUGAUUGGCCUAAACAGAAUGUUACCCGUGGUGUGUACUGGUAUUACAUAAUAGAACUGGGUUUCUACUGGAGUUUGACCUUCACCUUGUUGAUUGACCAUAAACGUAAGGACUUUAAAGAGAUGGUGGUCCAUCAUCUGGUGACGAUGACUCUGAUGUACUUCUCCUGGGUGUGUAACUUUGUCAGGGUGGGGACACUUGUACUGUUGGUACAUGAUGCCGUUGAUUAUUGGAUGGCUGCUGCUAAGAUGGCCAAGUACUGUAAGAGACAGACGCUUUGCGAGAUAUUUUUUGUCGUGUUUGUCAUCGUUUGGAUCCUUACAAGACUUAUGAUCUACCCUCUCAGAGUGCUGUACACCAGCAGUAUUGAGUAUUACGAGUACCUGGAUUACUUCCCCUCGGCGUACCUGUUUAACGCUCUCCUGAUUGUGCUACAGAUUCUACACAUUCUGUGGACCUUCAUGAUCAUCAAAAUUAUUUUACAGAAAUUCACUGAAGGGGAGCUGAAGAAGGACAGCAGAAGUGACUCAGAGUCCGAUACAGAUGACGGCGACACGACAGCAUCAGAAGAAGCCUCGCCACAGAGACACCGCAUGGUGACACGACAACGAGCCAACAUCAUGAACGGCACAACGUGAUGUUGACCAUAUCACAUGUCUACUUUAUCAUUACCGUAUCAUCUUAGGAACACCACUAAUGGACUAUGUAGCAUCUACUGUCGAUCACCAAGUUUUCGCAAUACCUUAUUUUCGCAAGAAAUUUAUUUGGUAUUUAUAAGUGAGGCAUAAUUUUUGCUAAUUUUGGUUAUUGUUAAAUUUGUGUAUUAUCUUUGAUAAACAAGUAAACAUGAGAAUAAAUUUUCAUGAGCAGGGAGUCCAACAUAAUUAUGCGAAAAUGAAGUUGUUGUGAAUAAAAUGUGAUUUACAGUAUUUUCAAAUUUUGCAGGCCUAAAUACCAUUUAACAUUAAAAUUUCUUUUUAUUGUAAAAUGUUAAAUCUUAAAGUAGGCAUUUGCAUUGGCAUCUGUACAUGUAAUAGUAAACCCUUUUACAUUGAAAGGUUUAUGGAUAGCAAAAAAUGAAGGACAUGUCAAGAAGUAAUUCUACUAGCAGGAGUUAUCAAAAAAUUGCAGGAAUUAGAAAGAUGGUAACACUUUUUUAUAUCAUUUCUAUUUGACAUGAACAAUUUUAUUUCUCUAAAAACCUAUCCAAGACAGACUUUUUUCCUUAAAAUAUUUAAUGUGUUAAAUAUUUACAGAUAAAUGAUCAAUAGACUGGAUAAGGCUUUUCAGAUCUCACUCUCCUGCAUCAGUACUAGGAGAUUUUCAAAGAAUCUUCUACUUAAAUAGAUCUGUUCAAAAUAAGUGCUUAUACAUUGUACAGGAUGCUUUAGUUUUACAAAGUACUGACAAAAAGAAGCAUUAACUGUUAACUUUUUGUAAGUUUUAAUUUUGUUGGUUUCUGGCAUUUUUAUCCAUCAUGGGUAUUCAGAGAAUAUUACAUGUACAUGUUGCCUUGUUAGACCGUAUAAAACUACCUAUAGUCAGGAAAUUUUGGUCUGGAUAAGUCUGAUGAUCUUGCAGGCAUAAAUACUGUAAAUAUACUUUUUUCCCAUGAGGCCAUAAACCAUAAUUUCCUGGAAUGACAAUUUCAUUUCAAUCUGCAGGUAGAAAAUUAAAUUUCAGAUUUCUUAGAUUGCCACUAAUUCUUUAAAUGUACUUAAGUUACACUGGGGCAAAUUUCCAUGAAAAAAUUUGUGACCACAUACAUAGCAUAAAUUAAUACCAUGUGGAGAAAAGUACCUCUACAGUAAAUAAUAAAAAUCAUCAUUUACGUGAAUCCACCAAAUGUGAAAAAUGUUAGAGACUUUGAUGAAAGGAAAGUUUUAAGACUGAUUUUAUUUUUUUCACUUUUGACAAUCUCCCUUGUGUUUCUUACAGUUAGAUUCUUAUAUGGCAGUCAUUGAGUAAAAGGAACAUGUAAGAUGAGCUAAAUAUCAGAGUGUUUGUGUGUUUUAGUCUCAAAUAUAUAUCUGAUUCUAUUGAAAAUGAUUAAGUGAAAAUGUGUUAAUAGUUAAUGAAUAACCACUUAUGUACCUUUACAAGAACCACUGAAUUUACUUGUUGCUAUCAGUGUACAAGAACCACUGAAUGUACAUGUUGCUGUCGGUGUACAUGAACCACUGAAUGUUGCUACCAGUGUACAUGAACCACUGAAUGUACUUGUUGCUACCAGUGUACAUGAACCACUGAAUGUACAUGUUGUUACCAGUGUACAUGAACCACUGAAUGUACAUGUUGCUACCAGUGUACAUGAACCACUGAAUGUACAUGUUGCUACCAGUGUACAUGAACCACUGAAUGUACAUGUUGCUACCAGUGUACAUGAACCACUGAAUGUACUUGUUGCUAUCAGUGUACAUGAACCACUGAAUGUACAUGUUGUUAUCAGUGUACAUGAACCACUGAGUAGUGUACAUGCUGGUACCAGUGUACUUGGUCAGCUACUUGUACAUAUAUGUACUGUUUUUGUUGCUUUAAGAUGAAGACAUUGUCAGUCAAUUUUAGCUCUGUUCUUAUGGUGUGAAAUUAAAACUUGUCUUUAUGUUGUGAAAGUAUUGUAUAUGUACUAGCUGAAUAUGUAUAAUUGUAUGCAUAACAAUUUAUUAUGUACCCCAGGUAAUGUAUAACUAGACAAGUGCUUUAUAGCUUAAAUUUUUGUUAUGAAUCACAUACCAUUAUAUUGUAUUCAUUUUGAUUUAUUUGUUUUCCGAAAAGGAUUAAAAAUUAAUUUAUUUGUGGAAGUGCUUACUGAUAGAAUUGCAAUGAAAACUAAAUGUUUCUUUGUUUUAAUAUAUAAUAGCAUUGUAAACCCUUGUUUAACCUGUGCUUCUU
Molecule: messenger RNA, 3382 nt
Organism: Saccostrea echinata
Lineage: Eukaryota; Metazoa; Mollusca; Bivalvia; Ostreida; Ostreidae
Product: ceramide synthase 5-like
Exons: 10
Coding region: 4-1128 (374 amino acids)
Biological process (GO): ceramide biosynthetic process
Cellular component (GO): membrane
Molecular function (GO): DNA binding; sphingosine N-acyltransferase activity
Source: RefSeq, a predicted model, not a curated record